Messenger RNA from Neocloeon triangulifer, 2214 nucleotides. RefSeq lists its product as uncharacterized. NCBI's taxonomy places the organism in Eukaryota, Metazoa, Arthropoda, Insecta, Ephemeroptera, Baetidae. Gene Ontology annotation, cellular component: membrane. The transcript has 12 exons. The record is from RefSeq and is a predicted model, not a curated record. Gene Ontology annotation, molecular function: phosphatidylinositol bisphosphate binding. The coding region runs from base 110 to 2053 and encodes 647 amino acids.
AUAAUUAAUAAUAGUGCAAGGCACGUUGCUUAUCUUGAUACACAACGUUCCUGAUAAGAUAAUUCUGAUAUAUUCGUGGGAAAAGAUAGUGUUUAGUACAUUUAAAAACAUGGAAGACGACGUUGGUCCCUUGAAAAUUCGGCCCCUGCCUCCCGAUUUGCUGGAGCACGCAAUCAGAAAAUUGCACGAAGACCCGAAAAGGAGAGUGGCCGACGUGCAAGCGAUUCGGGAUUGGUUGAAAAAGCAGAGGCACAUCAUCGGCGUACCCGAGGAUCAACUGAUCAUCAAUUUCUUAAGGGGUUGUAAAUUCAGUUUGGAGAGGACGAAGGAAAAACUCGAUAUGUACUACACGAUGAAGACGAUGGUGCCUGAAUUUUUCAAGAACCGUGACUUGAACAGUAAAGAAAACGCUCGUUGUAAAGAAGUAUUGUUCAGGGGAUCAUUUCUUUCGCUGCUUGAGAAGGACGACGAAGGGCGCCAAGUUUAUUUAAUUACGGUCGGGAAAGAGGAGCCUGGUGAAAUGAACAUGGAAGAGUUCAUGAGGUUAAAUUACGUUAUCAUGGACUACAUUAUGAUGAAUGACGACGCACUGGUGGUCAAAGGAAUAGUGAGCAUUGUGGACUUUAGCAAUUUGAAGUUCGGUCACAUGACUCAAAUGAUGCCUAGCGUUAUGAAGAAAUCGCAUAUUUGCAAUGAGGAAGGUUAUCCGCUCCGACCACAAGCGGGCCACAUUCUAAACAUGCCCUCCUUCAUGGAAACGCUUUUCAAGUGGAUGCAGAGUAUGCACAAGGAAAAAGUGAACCGACGAACUCACGUGUAUGGAAAGAACCUGGAGCGUUUGUACGAACAGGUUCCGAAAAGAAUUAUGCCAAAAGAAUAUGGGGGUGACGCUGAAUCGACUGAUGUUAUGGCGAAAAUAUUUGCUGAAAAGGUUCUUGCUUUCAACGACUGGAUUGUGGCUGAUGAGAAGAAUGGCGUGGACGAAAAGAAACGCGUUGGAAAGUCAAGAACAAAGGAAGACUUGUUUGGGAUGGAAGGCUCUUUUCGCCAACUUUCGAUAAAAGUCAACGCUUUUCACCAACACGUUAAUCACGUAGACGACAACAUGGAAGACGACGUGGGCACUUUGAAAAUUCGUCCACUUUCGCCCGAAUUGUUGGAAUACGCGAGGAAAAAGUUAAAUGAAGAUCCGAAAAGAAGGGCCGCCGACGUGCAAGCGAUUCGCGACUGGUUCAAGAAGCAGAAUCACAUCAUCGGUGAUCCGAGUGACCAGUUGAUCGUCAGCUUCCUUCGAGGCUGCAAAUUCAGCCUCGAGAGGACCAAAGAGAAACUGGACAUGUACUUUACCAUCAAAACUUUGGUGCCCGAGCUUUUCAAGAAUCGCGACCUUACAAAAAAUCACGCUCUCAGGGAAAUUAUGAAUACAGGGUUCUUUUUUCCUGUCGGGCUUGACGACGAAGGCAACCGCGUGUUGGUCUUGGUUGGUGGAAAAGAUGAGCCGGGAAAAGCCAAAAUGGAAGAUAUUAUGAAGGCACAUUUUAUGAUGCUGGAUUACAUAAUGAUGCACGACGAUAUCUGCAUGGUCAAGGGAAAUGUGAAUGUCAUGGAUAUGUCGCAAGUGAAAAUGGGGCAUGUAACGCAGCUGAUGCCGAGUUUUCUUAAAAAAGUUUCAGUCUGCUCAGCGGAAGGCUUCCCUUAUAGACCACAGGGUCUGCAUUUUGUAAGAAUGCCAUCGAUGAUGGACACGAUUUUUAGACUGAUUCAAACGUUUACCAAGGAAAAAAUUAACCGCCGGACAUCGGUGCAUGGAAAAAAUUUGGAAAAUUUGUAUGAAGUAGUGCCCAAGAAAGUUCUGCCGACUGAAUACGGAGGCGACGCGGGAUCGGUUGAAGAAUUAGGAAAGGAUUUUGUUGAAAAAAUGAUGGAGUUCAAUGAUUGGUUCGUGGCUGACGAGAAAAACGGCGUUGACGAAAAGAAAAGGAUUGGAAACAGCAAGACUGCGCAAGAUUUACUCGGCAUGCAAGGAUCCUUCCGCCAACUUAGUAUAGACUGAAAAAUCGAAAAUUUAUACUGGAAAAAUUUAAUUUGAAACCAAUUUUGAUAUUCAAUUGAUUGAUAAUUUUGAAAAAUAAAAACUGAAUAAAAUUGUAAAAAAUGCACAUAUAUCAUGAAAAUUGAAUAAAAAUAGUACCUUAUUUAUUGAUUUUUUUCACU